AUGGCGGACACUUUCGGUACCGCUGCCAUGAGCGAAGCACUCCCCAGCGCCGAUCAGAAGGACCAAUCCGUAACUCCUGGCACUCAGGGUUACGAUGCGUCUCAGGGAAGAUGGACUGAGCCCCAGGCCAUUGAUUAUUCCUCCAUGACUGCCGGUGGCGGUGACCAGCAGUGGGGUUGUAACGCUCGUGCCUAUGCCUGGCAGGAUGAGUACGGUGAUGUCGGUCCCAAGUAUCCCGAGCUCGAGCUCGAAUUGUUUGGAGAUCCCACUACUCGCCACGACCGAGUUGGACUCGACUUCUCUCAAAUUGAAAGCAUUGAGGUUCAGCAGGAGGGUCCGACCAAAAUCGACCCCAUCGGCUCCUUCAAGGACGCUGGCGUCCAUCCCGCCAUGCUCGAGAACAUUGAGCUUUGUGGCUAUGAGAACCCGACGCCCAUCCAAAAGUUCACUAUUCCCUCUAUCUUGAUGGGACACGAUGUCAUUGGUAUCGCGCAAACAGGAUCCGGCAAAACUGCUGCGUACCUUAUCCCCAUUCUCAGCAAGCUCAUGGGCAAGGCCAAGAAGCUUGCUGCGUUUCGCCCCAACCCCUUGACCUUCCGUGAGGGGCUUGAUGAAGUCACUGCUGAGCCGCUUGUGCUCAUUGUGGUUCCCACUCGUGAACUGGCGGUCCAAAUUUUCAACGAAGCUCGUAAGCUUUGUUACCGUACUAUGCUACGUCCCGGUGUCGUUUAUGGGGGCGUUCCUGUAAAGGAGCAGACCUGUCUUCUGCAGAAAGGAUGCGAUGUCCUGGUCGGAACACCCGGGCGCCUGGUGGACUUUAUUCAACGCCCUAAAGUCUUGACCCUGCGACGCCUGCGUUACAUGGUGAUUGAUGAGGCCGACGAACUCCUGAAUGACGACUGGGCCGAGGAGCUUAAUCCAAUCUUGUCUGGUGGUGAACAGGAUGAGGGCAACGUCAAGUUUAGCCUUUUCUCUGCCACGUUCCCCAAGGCCGCUCGUGACCUGGCCAAAAACUAUCUCGCGGCUUCUCAUGUUCGGUUCCGUGUUGGCCGUGCCGGAAGCACAACUUCCAACAUCAAGCAAAUUGUGCUGCAGGCCGAAGCCCCCCAAAAGAAGGAGCUUCUAGUCAAGCUACUUGAGGAAAUGCAUGGCGUUCGUACCAUCAUUUUCGUGAACAGUCGCCAGGCUGCUGACAACCUGGACGACUUUUUGUUCAACAUGCAUUUGCCGGUCACAUCGAUGCACAGUGAUCGGACCCAGCAGGAGCGAGAGGCCGCGAUGCGGGCUUUCCGCUCUGGAAACGCGCCCAUUCUCAUUGCUACUGGAGUGACUGCCCGUGGUAUUGACGUGCAGAAUGUCCUGCAUGUCAUCAACUACGACAUGCCAUCCAUCGACUACGGCGGCAUCGAGGAGUACACUCAUCGGAUUGGCCGAACUGGCCGCAUCGGCCAUCGCGGUGUGGCCACGUCUUUUCUUUCAGAGCGUGAUGAGCCGAUGGCCAGUGUUCUCACCCGAACACUCCUGGAGACUAAUCAGGAGAUCCCUGACUUCCUCCAGCAGUAUGUUCCCGAGGGCGAAGCUCGCAACAAUCUGAAGUUUGAAGCAGAUUCUGACUUCGACCCCAACGAUUACGCUGGGGCUGGUGGUGAUGACGGCAACACUGGCGGCGGGGAUGCUUGGGGUGCGGACGAUGGCGGUAAGGCUGGUGCUGGAGAUGCUUGGGGCGCUGACACUGCUUCUCCCGUUGCCGCUUGGUAA
Molecule: messenger RNA, 1758 nt
Organism: Fusarium musae
Lineage: Eukaryota; Fungi; Ascomycota; Sordariomycetes; Hypocreales; Nectriaceae
Exons: 5
Coding region: 1-1758 (585 amino acids)
Cellular component (GO): nucleus
Molecular function (GO): ATP binding; RNA helicase activity; RNA binding
Source: RefSeq, a predicted model, not a curated record